Kalmanozyma brasiliensis GHG001 is the source of this 1623-nucleotide messenger RNA. RefSeq names its product Major facilitator superfamily. The record is from RefSeq and is a predicted model, not a curated record. The coding region runs from base 1 to 1623 and encodes 540 amino acids. The transcript has 2 exons. Gene Ontology annotation, molecular function: transmembrane transporter activity. Gene Ontology annotation, biological process: transmembrane transport. Gene Ontology annotation, cellular component: membrane. Lineage: Eukaryota; Fungi; Basidiomycota; Ustilaginomycetes; Ustilaginales.
AUGGCUGAGAAGACCCAGACUCCCGAUCUCGAGGGAGCCCACAAGCUCGGCAUGGUCGAGUCGAUCACCACUGAUGCCUCGAUCCUCGAGAAGGAGAGCGUUCUGAACGGCAAGAACCCUGCCUCGCAGAUUCCCGUGCUGCCCAGCACUAUCGUUGAAGAGGCUGACGAGGAGGUGCUCAAGUACACCGAUGCCUCGGUCACCAUCACGCCCGAGGAGAACAAGCGACUGCUCCGCCUCGUCGACAGGAAGGUCCUGCUCGUCAUGCUCGGUACCUACUUCUGCCAGUCGCUCGACAAGCAGAUUCUCUCGUUCGCCGCCAUCAUGGGCAUUCGCACCGACCUCCACCUCAAAGGCCAGGAGUACUCUUGGCUUUUCACCUGUCUUUACCUCGCUAUCCUCGUCACUGAAGGUCCCCAGAACUACCUCGUCCAGCGUCUCCCUAUCAACCGAUGGCUCGGUUUCUGUGUCUUCGCAUGGGGUCUCUCGUGCUGCUUUGUCGCCAUCACCAAGAACUUCACCGGUAUCCUAAUCCUCCGAAUCAUGCUCGGCGUCUUCGAGUGUGUCUGCCAGCCCGCUUUCAUCGCUCUAUCGGCCAUUUGGUACAAGAAGGAGGAGCAGGCUCGCACUGUCACUCUUUGGUACUGUAUGAACGGCGUGCAAGCUGGCGUGGGCGGCUUGCUUGGUUUUGCAUUCUAUCACAUCCAGGGCGCCGCGCUCUCUUCGUGGAGGAUCAUGUUCCUCGUCCUCGGAUUGCUCACCAUUAUCUGGGGAAUCACCAUCGUCUGGUACCUUCCCGCCUCGCCCAUGAAGGCUCGCGGCAUCUCGGACGAGGACCGCGUAAAGCUGGUCGAGCGCGUUCGUGAGAACCAGACCGGUGUCCAGAACCGAAAGUUCAAGAAGGAGCACCUCUACGAGGCGCUCAAGGACCCCCAGGCUUGGUGCCUUUUCCUGAUCAACUUGCUCAACACCAUCCCCACCGGUGGUCUCGGCUCGUACGGCAACAUCAUCAUCAAGACCAACCUCGGCUUCUCGGUUCUCCAGACCAACCUGCUCGGCCUCGCCCAGGGCGGUUUCCAGAUCACCGUCCUACUCCUCGCUGCUUACAUCGCCAAGAAGUGGAACCAGACUAUCCUUACCGCCGUCUGCUUCACUAUCCCCAACAUCAUCUCAGCCGUCAUUUUCCUUACUGUUCCCAACAACAAAGACCACGCCGGUGGUCUUCUCUUCGCUUUCUACAUGACCAUUUGCUUGCAGGCCCAGGCCACGCUCUCCUUCUCCCUGCUUUCCAGGAACGUCGGUGGACAGACAAAACGUGGUGUCGUCACUGCUAUGACCUUCAUUGGCUGGGCUGCUGGUAAUUCGGCCGGUCCUCAGCUCUUCCAAGCAAAGGAUGCGCCUAUUUAUCGAAACGCCUUCAUUGGUCAGCUUGGAUGCUAUGCCGCCUCGAUCCUUGUGCUUAUCGGCCUGCGUAUCCACUACAUGCGUCAGAACGCCCAGAAGAAGCGUGCCAACAACAUCCUCAAGGGCCGCGCUGAGGACGCCGAGGACGAGAUCGACCUUUCCCAGGCUUUCCUCGACUUGACCGACAGGCAGAACAUCAACUUCCGAUACCAGUACUAA